AUGAAUCCCCACGGCCGCACAUCCACAGGCACCCUCCUCCAGGACCAAAACAUCACCUUCGCCUCAACAACACCUCCAGACCAAAAGGCCGCCGCCACAGUCGAGACCAUAGCUCGUGCCUGCUACCAAUCCCUCAAUGACAGGAAGUUCGACGUUGUAGACUACCCAUGGACGCCGCACAUUUCUCCUUCAUUCGAGAUGAGCAAUGCUCAGGCGAUGCGGCUGACGACGACAAGUCGAGCGGCAAUGCUUGAGAAUUUCAAGGCCAUCGCUGCAGAGCAUCCGAAUUGUCAUAUUGAGGUUGAGAGUUGCAGUACUGUGCUGCAUAAGUAUGGGAAGGAGUUGAAGGCGGAUGUGUAUGUGAAUACGCGGGGAGGCGCUGGGCCGGUUUACGAGGAAGGGUUGGUGAGGAAGACGGUUACGAUCUUUGAGUUCUGGCUAGUGGAAGGAGUGUGGGUUGGGUACAAGGGUACUGCGAUAGACGGAAUGGGUGAAGACCGAAGCUUCAAUUGA
Messenger RNA from Fulvia fulva, 513 nucleotides. RefSeq lists its product as uncharacterized. The record is from RefSeq and is a predicted model, not a curated record. The transcript has 2 exons. Bases 1 to 513 code for a protein of 170 amino acids. NCBI's taxonomy places the organism in Eukaryota, Fungi, Ascomycota, Dothideomycetes, Mycosphaerellales, Mycosphaerellaceae.